AUGGAAGACGCAUGGUGGGUAGUGGCCAUAGUGGAUGGUGAGCACAGUCGAUGGUCAAGUAAGAAGUCUCAUGAUGACCAUGGUGGAGGGGAGGAUGGAAAGACCCAUUUUGGACGGUGGGGACAGUGGAGGGUCAAGGUAGGAAGCCUCGUGGUGACCAUGGUGAUGGAAAGACCCAUAAUAGAUGGUGGCCGUGGUGGAUGGUCAAGAUGGAAGACCCAUGGUGGAUGGUGGCCGUGGUGGAUUGUUAAGAUGGAAGAUGCAUGGUGGAUGGUGGGCACAGUCGAUGGUCAAGUAAGAAGUCUCGUGGUGACCAUGGUGGAUGGGAAGAUGGAAAGACCCAUAGUGGAUGGUGGUCAUAGUGGAUAG
This is a messenger RNA of Penicillium samsonianum, 369 nucleotides long. RefSeq lists its product as uncharacterized. The transcript has a single exon. The coding region runs from base 1 to 369 and encodes 122 amino acids. NCBI's taxonomy places the organism in Eukaryota, Fungi, Ascomycota, Eurotiomycetes, Eurotiales, Aspergillaceae. The record is from RefSeq and is a predicted model, not a curated record.